AUGGCCGCCGCUAAGAAGCACGUCGCGAUCGUCAAGAAGCACACCAAGCGCUUCAACCGCCACCAGUCGGACCGCUUUAUGCGCGUUGACCCCUCAUGGCGCAAGCCUAAGGGUAUCGACAACCGCGUCCGCAGGCGGUUCAAGGGCCAGGCUGCUAUGCCCAAGAUCGGUUACGGAUCCAACCGCAAGACCCGCCACCUGAUGCCCUCCGGCCACAAGGCUUUCGUCGUCAGCAACGUUAACGAUGUCGACCUCCUUCUCAUGCACAACACCACCUUCGCCGCCGAGAUUGCCCACGCCGUUUCCGCACGCAAGCGCAUCGACAUCAUCGCCCGCGCAAAGCAGAUCGGUGUCAAGGUUACCAACGACAAGGCCCGCGUCAAGACCGAGUCGUAG
Molecule: messenger RNA, 396 nt
Organism: Macroventuria anomochaeta
Lineage: Eukaryota; Fungi; Ascomycota; Dothideomycetes; Pleosporales; Didymellaceae
Product: 60S ribosomal protein L32-A
Exons: 5
Coding region: 1-396 (131 amino acids)
Biological process (GO): translation
Cellular component (GO): cytosolic large ribosomal subunit; ribosome
Molecular function (GO): structural constituent of ribosome
Source: RefSeq, a predicted model, not a curated record